AUGUCAACGCGCGAGGUUGUUGAAAAAUGCGCUUCUUACGUUACCCCUCAACGGGAACAUGUGAAACGGGUAAAUGUUUCCAGUUCCGUAACAUCUACUCAUACAAGUGAACAUUCACCUAAUAUUCCGGUCCGUACUGACCAAAGUGGCCCGAACAGUCAUGUUACUUCCCGGGAAAAUACAAGUGAGAAAUUUGUUCCAAUUGUACAUGCUGCAGCCACUCCAGGUCAAGACCUUUUGCAAGAUCAACUAAACCAAGCUGGACAGUUGGAAACUGAGGCACAACGUCAGAUAAACAGAAGAGAAGAUGACCUGGAACGAAUCAGGCAAACGAAACUUGCUGAACAGCGGCGUGUUGAUGUACACCGUCGAGAGGCAGAGGAAGCUAGACGUGAAAAGAUUUCGAUUGACAAGUCGGUCGAUGAAGGAAAAAAACGAAUUUCAGAGAAUGCGAAACAGAUGAAAGAUCAUAUUGACUGCAGCGCUCAACAGCGGAAGCAAAACAUCGCGGAUGCAGCAAAAAGGCAAACAGAGGAGCUAGAACGCAAUACCCAAGCAAUGCAAGACGUCGUCGACAGGAAUGCAGAACAGAACAAAGCAGCAUUUGAGCAAGCAGCGGUGCAAAAACAAAAGGAAAAAGAGGCGCUUGAAAGCAGAAGAGAGGAGAUUGGGAAGCAAGCGAAAAACCUGAAAGGAAUGAUUAACGAUGAAGCACAAGCAAGACAGGCCGGUCUGCAACAAUCAGCUAAAAACCGAAUUGAUACCAUCGAAAGAGACGCAAAAGCGAGAAUUAAAGGAGCCGACCAUAUGGUCAAGGAAGUGAAAGACGAUUUGAAACACAAGAAGGGGGAUCUGAAAGAACGUAUUGAAAAUGAAGCAGAAAGAAAGAAGAGGUUAUUGGAAAAAGCAGCGGAACAUAAGAAAGAAGUCUUACAGAAAGACUACGACCAGAAAAGAAGACUCCUUGAGCAACAAGCUGAACAGCAGAAAGCUGAGCUGAAACAAACUCAGCAUGACUUAGAGCGAGCGGCAAAGCAAGCCAAGAACAUCAAGGAAGAUCUUGGAAAAGACGUCAAAGAACGGAAAAAGCAAAUCGACAAAAACGCUAAAAUUGAGAAAGAACUGUUAAAGCAAGACUUGGAGAACAAAAUAAAUACGGCGAAGGAUCAGGCUGCACAUAUUAAAGAAGAUGCUGCCAAUCAAGCUCGCCAGAUGAAAGACCUUUUAAACAGUGAAGCGGAGAAGAAAGUAGAUGACGUUGGAAAAAUUGCUGCGGCCAGGAAAGCUGAUGUUGACUUCCAGGCAAAGGAGCUAAGGAAUAUGUAUCAAGAGCAGGCGCAGAUAAGGAAGGAUGCUGUAGAUGCUACUGGACAGAAACUUGCCAAUAUUGACCUCAACGCGAAGGAAACUAAGAAGCAAAUUUGCAAAGGAGCUGAGAAAGCCAAGGAGAACUUGUCGCAGAGAGCCGAACAACUGCAACUACGGCAAGACGAGAUUUCGUGUCGACAGAAACAACGAAUUGCAGGCCGUGAGGGGGCACUGAAAGAUCAACUGCAACAGAGUGCUGAUGCGAUGAAAUGCAGUUUGGAAACUCAGGCCAGGCAAAAGGAGGAAGCAACUCGUAUUUCUGAAAAAACAAUCAGCGGUAUUGACGAAACAGAACGGCUCGCUCGUGAAAAGUUGUGUCAAGCUAAACAGGCCAAAGAAAGCGCACAAGCCGCCAGGAAUUUGACGGUAGAAACUGGUAAACAACUGGACCAGAGUACCUGGAAGAGGCCUGCCGGUUACGUGGUGACCGAAAAGGUGACUGAAACAACUGAAGUUCAUCCAAGUGUUCAGAGUAGAACAGCUGAGCUACAACCUCAAGUUCAGAAGGUAACAGUCGAGAGUUGCUCAGACGCUGCUGAGUGUGAGAAAAAGGAACCGAAAGGACUACUAGAAACUGCUAAGGAAAAGAUCUCAGAUGCUGUUGGAGCAACCAAGGAGAAAAUUAGUGACGCCUUCCGCGGCAGUGACUAA
Messenger RNA from Enterobius vermicularis (human pinworm), 2019 nucleotides. The record is from the annotation of a GenBank genome assembly. Lineage: Eukaryota; Metazoa; Nematoda; Chromadorea; Rhabditida; Oxyuridae.